AUGUGGCAUCUAGCUAUAACUUUUCGCCGUGUCCACGGGGAUUUGGAACAGCUCGGGACCACAGGUUCUACCGGCUUGGUUCCAGUCGAACGUCUCCCGCAAAUGGCUGUCUCAUGUUCCUGCAAUGAAGAUAACCGGGAGGAGAACACUCUAUUGCAUUCAGACGUAUCAAGUGAUUAUCUAUCCAAUUCGUCCCCUUUACGAAUUGAUUCGUUCGCGGCCGCGUUACAUUUGCUCAGCAAAGAUAUCGCCGUGAACUUGAAGGCGGAAUCCGUAUUUGUGUUCUUUCACGAGAAUGACGACGAGUGCUGGUUGUGUCCGGAACAGCUACAAAAUAUUUUCAACGAGGCACAAAAGCAUUCGAUAGAUAAUGAAAAUAACUCUUUAAAGAAUUUCUUCUGUUCCCUGAUCGAUCUGGGCGAUACCUUAAUUGAACCGGAUGAGAACGGCUGUCCAGAUUCCAAAUCGAGCUUAAAUGUGGAGCGAAAGUUUGACGAACAGUUGUCUACGGAAUCCAACCACAUCCUAGUUUGUGUCUUGAACUCGAAAAUCCAGGAGAGAAGCGCCACACACUCAACGGAUCUCACAUUUGGCUUAUACGGAUACCUUUUCUCGUUUCCGCCUCCCCCCGCCCCCUCAUCCCGGUGUCAUCAUAUUCUCGCCCUUGGAUCUGCUCCCGGCCGCAGUGCCCAAACUGUGAACGAGAUUCGCACAACCCUGAUCACUUGUCUGAAAGUGCACUGUGAUCGAAUCCAAACCGCAUACAGACAGAAUCAAUUGGAAUUUCGAGCUGAUUUUUGUCCGAUGCUAUUUUCCCAACUGAAUAGUUUCAUGUCCGAACCAGAGUCCGGCGAUUCGUAUACGUGUCUACUCGAGAAAUUAACAAACAAUAUCCCAUACGACAGGUGGUGGAUUCGGUUACCUGAAUGUCUUGAAGCAAUAAUGCUCUUGGAUGCUUAUUUGAAUGUGGUUGGUUAG
This is a messenger RNA of Echinostoma caproni, 978 nucleotides long. NCBI's taxonomy places the organism in Eukaryota, Metazoa, Platyhelminthes, Trematoda, Plagiorchiida, Echinostomatidae. The record is from the annotation of a GenBank genome assembly.